Diospyros lotus (date-plum) is the source of this 3863-nucleotide messenger RNA. RefSeq names its product TNF receptor-associated factor homolog 1b-like. The record is from RefSeq and is a predicted model, not a curated record. Gene Ontology annotation, molecular function: protein binding. The transcript is spliced from 13 exons. Lineage: Eukaryota; Viridiplantae; Streptophyta; Magnoliopsida; Ericales; Ebenaceae. Bases 207 to 3668 code for a protein of 1153 amino acids.
CAUAUAUAAUUAUAAGAUUAUUUUAUUCCAGCCUCCGUUCUGCUGCUCUCUGGCCCUCAAAUCUCUCCGUCGUCCUCCACCCCCCCUCUCUCUAUCUGGCUCUCUCUCUGGACCUUAACUAGAGCUUCUAUUCAUCGAUACUGCAGCUCCUUCCUUCGCUGUUUUCAGGUGAUUGAAGGGUUGCGGGGGGAGUUGUGGAGUGGGGAAUGGCUGGGACCGUUAGUGAGGAAUCUGGAGAUGGAAGGUCUUUGGAGGGGGUUUCGAGUGGGCAGCAGCUUUGCCAAUCCAUGGAGGCAUUGGCAGAAUGGCGGUCAUCCGAGCAGGUGGAAAAUGGGAUCGCAUCGACCUCUCCCCCUUAUUGGGACACUGACGAUGAUGAUUGUGGUCCUAAACCUUCUGAGUUGUAUGGAAAAUAUACAUGGAAGAUAGAUAAAUUUUCACAGAUCAACAAGAGAGAACUUCGCAGUAAUGCAUUUGAGGUUGGCGGCUAUAAAUGGUAUAUUUUGAUUUACCCUCAAGGUUGUGAUGUCUGCAAUCAUCUCUCCUUGUUUCUCUGUGUGGCUAAUCAUGACAAGCUUCUUCCAGGAUGGAGUCAUUUUGCACAGUUUACUAUAGCCGUGGUGAAUAAAGAUCCUAAGAAGUCCAAAUAUUCUGACACAUUACAUCGAUUCUGGAAGAAAGAGCAUGAUUGGGGAUGGAAAAAAUUUAUGGAGCUAUCUAAAGUAUUAGAUGGGUUUAUUGAUGGUGAUACGCUCAUCAUUAAAGCUCAAGUCCAAGUUAUCAGGGAGAGAGCAGAUCGUCCCUUUCGUUGCCUUGAUUGCCAGUAUAGGAGGGAACUUGUUCGGGUAUAUUUAACAAAUGUAGAGCAAAUUUGUCGCCGUUUUGUGGAAGAGAGAAGAAGCAAGCUUGGGAAAUUAAUAGAAGAUAAAGCUAGAUGGUCAAGCUUUUGCGCCUUCUGGAUGGGCAUUGACCAAACUGUUAAGCGCCGUAUGUCUAGGGAGAAAACAGAUGCAAUUUUGAGAAUUAUUGUGAAGCAUUUCUUUAUUGAAAAGGAAGUCACAUCUACCUUGGUCAUGGAUUCCUUAUACAGUGGUCUGAAGGCUCUAGAAGGCCAGACAAAGAGCAAGAUAGGUAGGGGACAAUUACUGGAUGCAGAAGAGUUGCCAGUUCCUAUUAUAUGCAUAGAGAGGGAUAUGUUUGUUUUGGUGGAUGAUGUAUUACUACUACUUGAGAGGGCUGCUGUGGAACCCUUGCCUCCUAAGGAUGAUAAGGGUCCUCAGAAUCGUAUGAAGGAUGGGUGUGCUGGGGAGGAGUUCAACAAGGAUUCCAUUGAGCGUGAUGAAAGGCGUCUUACCGAGUUAGGUCGUAGGACAAUUGAAAUAUUUGUCCUAGCCCAUGUAUACAGUAAAAUUGAAGUUGCAUACCAGGAAGCUGUUGCUUUGAAAAGGCAAGAGGAGCUCAUCCGUGAAGAGGCAGCCUGGCUAGCUGAAACAGAGCACAAGGCAAAGCGUGGGACAGCCGAUAAGGACAAGAAAUCAAAGAAAAAGCAGGCAAAACAAAAACGAAAUAAUCGCAAGGGGAAGGAUAAAGGAAGGGAUGAGAAGCCCAGUGCUGCACUCCAAGACAAGCUCCAACAAGUAAGGCCAGCUGAUGAAAGAAAAGAUUUCAUGAUUGAGAAGGCAGAACCUGAGCUUGAAAAGCAUGAUAUACCGGAAGACGUUUCUGAUGUGUCUGAUUCAGUAGAGUGUCAACCUUCAGUUCUUCAGCCUGAUUCAGAAGACAGAGAUCCUAGUCCUGUCAACUGGGAUACUGACACAUCAGAAGCUCAACCUUCCACAGAGGCCUGUAGCAGUGGAGUAAGUGGACUUUCAGCUGUACAGAAUGGGAUGAGGGAAAGAAAUAGCCCUUCUGUAGUGGAUGACAGUUCAUCAACAUGUUCCACUGACUCCGUUCCAUCAAUGAAAACGAGUGGGCCAUAUAAAGGGAAUUCACUUCCAAACCAGAAAAACCAAAAAUCACCUAGAAGAGGAACGAAUCAAGGAGGCAGGUCAACUAGUGAUGCAACUGGUUGGGCCAAUGAAGUUCGCUGUCAGCUAUCAGAGGCCAUGAGCGAUUUGGAAGAACCAAAUGAUGCAUCUGGAAGUUGCAAGGUUGAAUCUGAGUCUGAGGCUGUUGUAAUAAAGGAGCUUGAGCAGCAUGUGAUGAAGAAACUGGAAGAAGUUGACUCUCUACAAAGAGAGAAGAUAAUCAAAGAUCAAGCUGACACAGAAAAACCUAAGAAAGAGAAGAUGACAGAAGCGCCAUCUUCUCCUAGCAGCACUCGCAAAACUCUGACAUCUGCUGUUCGAAUUGUCUCAGAAUCAAAAUCUGUUGCCACUGAUCCUGUUCUGGUUAGGAAACCAUCUUCAGAUAGUUUCCAGCCAACAGAGAGACCAGCCCUGAUGACAAGUUCUGCUGCUAAUAUUAAAGCCGCAUUGAGUUCUGAUACACAUAAAGCAGCAGCGCCGAAACCAAAUGACAAGCCCUUGGUGCAACAAGUGCCUGUCACAUCGAGGCCAUUGAGUGCUCCAAUUACUCCUGGGCCUAGACCAACUGCUCCUAUUGUUUCAAUGGUUCAGACAGCACAACUUUUACCGCGCUCAGUGAGUGCAGCUGGGCGGUUGGGUCCAGACACUUCGUCUACGACCCACAGUUAUGUACCUCAGUCGUAUCGGAAUGCUAUAAUGGGUCCUCCUGCUACUCAACCUCACACUCCAAGUUCUUUCGGUAACCCAUUGCAUUUGUAUUCACAGACAUCCAACUUGAUAUCUCCACCAAUUCUUCUACCAACGAGCUCUGAAAGGGUGGAACUAAACAUGGUAAAACCAGGCCUUCCAUUUGGAAGGGUAAAUCAUGAAGUGCUGCAGAAUGGGCCUCAAUGGACGGAACCUUCUCAAAGAGACAACAGCAGCAGAAGCAUGCACUAUGAGCCUUCUUCCUUGCAUGAUGGCACUCAUAAUAACCUUGACUUCUACCAGCCUGUACACAGUCGCUCCCAGGACCGAUUCCCUUCUGAGCUUCCAGCCAGUACAUCAGGGCGCCAAUCCCAUGGUGCUGCGCUAGCAGAUGAUUUCCCUCAUCUCGACAUAAUCAACGAUCUGCUUGACGAUGAGCAGGGAAUAGUAAGGGCGGCAGUUCGGGCAAGCGCAAGCUUCCAAGGUUUCAGCAAUGAGCCGCGGCCUCACCAUCUGAACCGGCAAUUCUCUUUCCCUGGGGAGAUUGGCAUGUCGAAUAAUGACAUGAGCCCCUCAACCAGCUCAGGCAGGUUCGAGCGAACGCGAAGCUACCGUGAUGACGGGUUCCAGCAGCAUGGCUAUGGCUCGUUGCAAGGGCACUUUGACUUCGAGUCGCUACGCCAAGCACAAGCAGCAGCGGCGGUGGCGGCAGCACAUCCUAUUCCUUACGUGAAUGGGCAGCAGAUUGAUGGGUUGAUAGCUAACCACCGCCAUUGGCAGAUAAGUGGUUCUGAGAUGCCCUCUCAAUCUCAUCUUGGCACAAGGAACAUGGAUGGGGAUGGGAUUGGAGGCGGCUACCCCUACCACCACAAUAUUCCAGACUACUCAAAUCCAGCAUCCAGUAGUAGUCUUGGUGGGGGUUACGGUGUGCUCCCGCCGUCGAAUGGGCACUGAGAUGGAGAUUGCCUGGCUUUAAAUUUAAUAAUAUGAGAUAUAUUUUGAGGAAAGUGUUGCCCCUUCAGAUUUCUUGAGUAGAGUUGGGUUAAAAGGGAAGGAACAUCAUCAUUUUGUAAAGAAUGAUUCUUGCUCUUGCUGCUGUCAUUUGUUUCCAGUCUUCUUCUUAUAUUAUUAUUAGCUGUGACAAUUAAA